Messenger RNA from Mytilinidion resinicola, 1683 nucleotides. RefSeq lists its product as uncharacterized. The record is from RefSeq and is a predicted model, not a curated record. The coding region runs from base 1 to 1563 and encodes 520 amino acids. NCBI's taxonomy places the organism in Eukaryota, Fungi, Ascomycota, Dothideomycetes, Mytilinidiales, Mytilinidiaceae. The transcript has 4 exons.
AUGUCAGACGAAGCCGCGGCCCACCACCUGCUCACCGUGCUUGAAGAGCGGGAUCUUGCCGUCAGCCUGGACGAUGUGCUUCUCGCGUUCGAGUCUGAUGUAACCAAAGACGAAGCUGCGUCUUGGGUGGAUGAAUAUCUCGAUCAAAAUACACUUUUGAGCCAAGAAGAACUAGACCUAUAUCGUCAAUUGUCAUCCAAUGGUCGUCUACAGAAACUCGAGACGGAAAAUUCCAAGCUUUUCCCCCAUCGAGAUGAAGAUCUAGCCGCGGCUGUCGCCUCCUUGCAGACAUCUACCGCUGCCAUUGAAGACCAUAUCAAAGUUCUCGAGUCUCAGAAAAAUGCACUGCACGAUCUGCAAGCGCUUAACAGGCCCAAUCUGACCGUGGAGCAUAUGCGAAAUGACCGUCGUCGUCGUGAACAUCAAGAGAAGGCACGUCUAGAGAUUUCGAUUGAGGAACUCUCUAGCUCCAUAUCCUCACAUCUAAAUACCGCGACCCACGACACCAAAGCAGAACACGCCUCACUCAUCUCCUACACCACCGAACGUCUCGCCUCCGACGACAGGAUGCUAACCGCCCUCCCCAAAAUUGCCUCAAACAUCGCCGCCAGCCCCCCAGCAACUGACGACGCCAAGGCCAUCGACCACUGGUGCGAAGCCAUCGUCUCGUUCCGCACCGCAGAAGUCAAAGCGCGAGUCGACGGAACCUACUUACUUAACGCAGCCAGCUGUCCCGACUCUGAGCUCCCCGACGAAACUGAAGAGGAGCUGCGCGCCGAGAAAGCAGGGCUGCAGGAAGAACUCGAAACGCUGUAUACAGAGAUCGCUCCCUUGGCCGAAAUGGUCGUGGAGCAUGAGCUGCGUAAGCCGAUUGUUUCGACUCGGGAGUUGGCGGAGGAGCAGAGGCGGCAGGCGCAGAAGGCGUGGUUGACAUAUGUUCUCUCUACGCUGCAAUUCAUGAGCACCCGCCUUGAAACCAUCAACUCGCAUGCGCUUGAUCUCUCCGGGUUUCUGGAAGCUGUCGAAAGCAUCAACACCGUCUUCUCUUCUCAAAUCGCCCCGCCACCCGUCGACACGCAGGCCAAGUCCCUGAAGCGGCAAAGCGUAGCUCUCAAGUCUCUCCUCUCGCCACCUGUCAAGUUACGAUCUGGAGAGCCCCUUCAACUUCCUCCGGUGCUCCGUGAUAUUCUCCGGCACACCAACAUCACCACCAGCCGCAGUGAAACCAUCGAAGACAUCAUCAACGCAGUGAAAACUGCGGACGCAGAACGCAUCGAAAAGCUGAAUCGUAACUACUUCACCGCAGGCUUGUCCGUGUCACGGCUUUUGGGCGAGGUAUUGGAAAAGGCGGAUUUGGAGGCCCAGGCGCUGCGGGAUGCGGUCUACGAGAAUACGAAGUACAAGAGCGUCAGUUUCACGGAUCAAAUCCUCGACGAGCGGUUGAAAGAGCUUGGGGCGAAGCUGGAGAAGGUAGAGGCGGGUAUUUUCAAUGCAGAAAACGACGAGCUCUCCAUGGGCGAGUCGAAGGUGGCUACAUUUGUGGAGAAGUGGUCCCACCCGUAAGCAGAAAACGCAAUUUACGGCGCGUAGGCGUUGCAGGUGGUAUAGAAGUAGAAAACACAGAGUGCUACCAGAACCAUCGUGAGCCUAUUGGGAUGAUUGCGCCCUCAGAAUAUUAUUGGU